This is a messenger RNA of Artibeus jamaicensis (Jamaican fruit-eating bat), 1394 nucleotides long. RefSeq lists its product as uncharacterized. The transcript has 3 exons. Lineage: Eukaryota; Metazoa; Chordata; Mammalia; Chiroptera; Phyllostomidae. The record is from RefSeq and is a predicted model, not a curated record. The coding region runs from base 493 to 1317 and encodes 274 amino acids.
CAGUCACAAAGCGGCUGGGCGCAGGGCUUUCUGGACUGUCCUGCGGGGGUCACGCAGAGUCCAGUGAGGUGAGCUGUCCUGGGGCCUGCUGGCCGCGUCCCCCCAGGGAGCAGGGAGAGAGAGAGCAAGCUCUCCGGUGAGUCUUCUUGGAAGGGCACUCACCCCAUUUGCGGGGCUCCACCCUCAUGACCUCCCGACCUCCCAGGGGGCCUGCCUCCAAUCCCAUCACCUCGGGGAUGAGGACUUCAACAUGGGGAUGUUGUGAGGACACAGAUAUUCUGUCUACAGCAUCACGUUAACCAGGCAGUUCAAUGGCACCCACUGAGUGGACUUAAUAACAAUCCUGGCCUCUGUCUGUCACCUGGGCUCAAUUCAGAAGCAUUCUCCCUUUAUUCUUUGGCUUGUGCAUCUUUCAAGUGACCUGUCUGGGUCCAGGUCCUCUAGGAAGCAGAGCCUGAGGCAAGGGGACCAAAGUGAGGAGGAUGGCAGGCAAUGCAAUGGGCCACCAAGACAGAACUAGCUGCUCCGCAGUGUGCACAGCAGGCCACCAAGACAGAACUAGCUGCUCUGCCCGCAGGGUGCUCUCCUGCUUCAGGGGUGUGGCUGUGCCUGCGACUAGUCCAUUGGUGGAAAAAAGAGAGACAUUCACCUCCCUGGCUUCCUCCAGGCUCCUGCCUCCUCCUGACCACCCUGUGGGGAGUUAACUGCCCUGGACAAUCGAUUGUCUUAUCCAGCUUCUUCCCGGGCAGGCAGAAGUCAGCCCCACGCCCUGCGGUGUGCAUUUCAUCCUUCUCCGGUGAGUCCAUAGUUGGCAGGAGGAGCUGGAACCCCGGGACACCGAGAGGACUGGGCCCCAUGAAGUCAGUCCGCACCCCAAGGCUGAGGCUGCAGCCCAGGGUCCAGGAGGAAGCUUCGGGCCUGCGAGGACCAGCCGGAGCAGGGACGUUAAGGACACAGGUCAUCAGGGGGGUCCUGCAAGACGAGACACCUGAGGCUGCGGAGAGGCGCAGCGGGGCCCAGGCGAGGGGAAGUUCCAUCACCGACGUGAGGGCCGUUCCAGAUGUGACUUCCUCAGCAGCCGAGCCCAGAGAUCUGCCAAGGACUUACCACAGCGGGGCUGUGGCCUUCAUUUGGAACUCACCGUGGCCCUGGGGUGUGUUUACGACCCCACGUCAUGGCAGAAGAUACUGUGUUGAGGCAGCUCAGGUGAUUCGCUCCAGGUCGUACAGCUUUCGGGGAACACGGCUGGGAUUUCUCCUGAAGGUUUCUGACUCCCGGUUCAUGGCAUUUGCUUGGCUGCAGGGUCCAAGGCAGUGAGCACGGGGGCCGUGGCUGCCCCUUGCGAGGGUGCCGUGAGCAAGGCGCCUACGACUCGACACCUUCCGCAGGGAGCU